AUGCUCUCACGUGUUGCUGCAGUGAUGGCAUCCCGCACACACAACCGUCGCCGCGUGACCGGAUCCAGCGGAAGGAGGAGGGAAGGAGGAGAGAGUGAGCCGCAGAGGCCCAACAUGUCCCGGCGUGCGUUCACUUCUGCGAUGCUGCUCCUCCUCGUCGUGAUGAUGUGCUGCGACACUGGUGGAGCCACAGCCACUAAUAAUGGGACUUCGCGGAGGGCAAGUCUGAGAUCUUCACCGAAAACAUAUUUUUUUUGGAGAGAUAAGAAUGAAGGAGAAACAGUGAGUUCUUUACGUGUUCCAGUUCUUGUUGAGAUGAAUGAUGAUGUGUUUGCCGUUGCCGAGGCGCAGUGCACGGAAACCAGUAACAGCGGUUUUGCUGGGAUUGCCUCGGAGCUCCUGGAGUGGACCGAUAAAGAAUCAAAAGAAUUGGAUACAACUAAACUGAGGACACAAGUACUGGAGAAAUUUCAGGUUGAACAAGGGAAGUUUCCCUUCCUAAACGUUACUCAGAAUGCCUCCCAAAACCGGACGAAAGUACGUGUGAGCCGGCCAACAACAGUUGUGAAUGGGAGUGUUAUUUACAUGUUUGCUGGAACCUACAGUUUUGAAGUGACUGAAGCAGCUGGUAGCACAGCUGCAGCAGCUAAAUGGGGACUUUUGGUAGCUGUGGGAAACGUCAGUAAUGAUGGGAGCAGCGGUAAAAAAAAGAUUUAUUGGAAAGACGCUUCCGUUAUCCCGUGGACUGAGUUUGAAAACCAACACGAAUCCUUGACAGGGCUGAUUGGCGGCGGUGGAUCGGGUGUUCAGAUGAAGGACGGUACGUUUGUGUUCCCAAUGGAAGGGACGAAGGAUGGAAAGGCCGUUUCGCUCAUCAUAUACUCCUCAGACAAUGCGAGUGGGAAUCUGUCGAAGGGGAUGUCUGCCGACGGCUGCAGUGAUCCCUCCGUCGUGGAGUGGAAGGGAAAACUCAUGAUGAUGACUGCGUGCGAUGACGGCCGCCGCAGGGUGUACGAGUCCGGUGACAAAGGGAAUUCGUGGACGGAGGCCCUCGGGACACUCUCGCGCGUGUGGGGCAACAACCAAAAGCGACAUGAGAAGGGCGUUGGAAGCGGUUUCAGCACAGCGA
Messenger RNA from Trypanosoma cruzi, 1129 nucleotides. Its product is annotated as trans-sialidase, putative. The annotation marks the transcript as partial. NCBI's taxonomy places the organism in Eukaryota, Euglenozoa, Kinetoplastea, Trypanosomatida, Trypanosomatidae. The record is from RefSeq and is a predicted model, not a curated record. Gene Ontology annotation, molecular function: exo-alpha-sialidase activity. The transcript has a single exon.